GGACAAAACUAUUGGCUAGAUGUUUUUUGUCAAUGUUAAUAAAAACGUGGCUUCUCUCAGGUGCAACCAGUCCAAAGAAAACUACAACUACCACUAGGCGUCUACUCACAACACGUGUCUGCGUUUCGAGUGCUAAACUGACUUAAUUGAAUCUAGUUCUCAAAUGUGUCUCCACCUUUCCUCAAAGGGACUUCAUUACCCAUGAGCACCCACGUGUAUCACGCAGUAAGGUAGUCGUCAACGAAACCAUGGAAACGGUUCAGUAGCUGCAGGGACGGUAGCACGCAGACGAACUCUCCUCCUGUCAUUGUGUCGGUGGCUCGGUGUCGACGGUUUAAUUGAGCAACAUUAGCGGGCUAAUUUAGCUAGGUUAGGUUAACGUAUUCUUCGAGCAGCAUCGGUGUCUUUAGGUUUCCAGAAGCCGGAACUGAGGAUGCUGGAGUCAAUUAAAGUAACAGAAAGACUCCACUGGCCAGAAGUAGAAAUGUCCAAAAAGUACAUCUUAAAUUCUGCUGACAAGCCACUGAGUCCAAGCCAGGUGUACAUGGAGAAGAUUUCCUCCAGUGUCCUCAAAGACCUCUUCAGCACUGGCACCAGCAGCUUCAACGUCCUGCUGCAAGCUGAGGAGAAGAAGAAUCCGAAGCAGUCCCCGUACAAGAGGCCAAAAACCUCAGUGAAAUGUGGCACCACAUCUAGUAGAAGGAACCGUCCGGUCAUGGCUCCUAAAAAGCUGCGUGCCCCCGAAAGUGUCUGUAAACCUGCACAGACAAAUCGUGUUCUCUCAGGCAACUCCAAUCACUCUAAACCAGCGAGGAACAUCGCAGUCGUGGGCAGCACCAUGGGCCUCACCCCUCGUGCGGUUCCACAGCUGAGAAAAACGUGCACCCCCAAUUCCCCCCGCACGAAGCUUCCCUUGUUGCACAAAGCAGCAAUCACGCGGGUAGUGGAAAACGCCAAGAAGCUCUGCAUCCUUACAGCCAUUAAGCCGUCCAAUGUUCAGAAAGAGAAGGCCGCGUUUUUCAAGUCUGACUUCAACUAUAAUCCACAGUUCGAGUACGGCAACCCGGUCGCCCCAGUUGUUCUGGCACGGCAUAACAAUGCCUCAGACCGCUUCCUGACACAGGCCGUGCGCAUCAUGGAGCUGGCCCUGCAGCGAUAUGGCAGCUAUGAGAAGUUUGAGCAGGCCACCGGCGGCCACCUCCUCACCAAGAGUCGCGUCUGGCACAACAUCAAGAAAUACAUGGAGAAGGAAGGCUGCCUGGGGGAGAUCGUAGCCCAGGUGACGGACGACCUCCUGUCCCGAGCCUCCAUGACGGUGGUGAACAGCAGACCCACACUGACCAUCAACAUCUCCACCGCCCGAGAGCACUGGCUCGAAGGCAUGCUGCGGCAUGAGAUCGGCACACAUUAUUUCCGUGGCAUCAACAACUGCCACCAGCCGUGGAGCAGCGGCGUGGGCAGGAAGAAGCACAACCUGAAGCCUCUGAACCCCACGGAGGAGGGCCUGGCCAGCAUCCACAGUGUCCUGUUCAGGAAGGACCCCACGCUGUGGCGCGCCGCCCUGCUCUACUACACCGUCUACCAGGCCGGCCACAUGUCCUUCUCUCAGCUCUUCCACGAUCUGGGGCGCUUCGUCCAGGACCCCAACACCCGCUGGGACUACUGCGUCCGAGCCAAGAGGGGCCAGACCGACACAGCACAGCCAGGGUGCUUCAGUAAAGACCAGGUCUACCUGGAUGGUAUCCUGCAGAUCCUGAGAUACAGAGACAAGAUCAACUUCCCACUGCUGAUGGCUCUCGGAAAGGUGUCGUUUGAAGACGUGGACCGUCUGAAAGCACUGGCUCAGAUGGACAACGUCCGCAUCCCGCACUUCAUGCAGGACCAGGCAAGGUACGCCGAGCAGCUGGAGAAAAUCAUGUCGGUCAACCAGCUGACCGACGAGGAGCUCAAGGCCAUCGUCUGAGCCAGCUGUAGAGUUAGAUGGACACGUUAGUGGAAUAAUCGAUUUAUAGAGAAUCGUUUCGGUGUGUUGUGAUUAGGGAUGGAAGUAGUUUAUUGUUUAUACCAGUGCCAAUACAAUGCCUGAAUUGAUGAUCAAUACAUUCAUUCAUUCAUUAAUUACAAGCACUUGAUGCCAACCUUUUUUAUUUUUUUUUAUUUUACUUGUUAGCAUCUGAUACCCAUUCUUUGGUUUGGGAGGUUUUCAUAAAUAUCUCGCCCAGAGCUUGUUUUAAUAUUAUGACCGAAUUUAGAGCCUGACUUAAAGAAGACUUAAAAAUCCUUUUUUUCUUUUACACAAACGCAUCACAUGAACAAACACAUUUUGAUAAGGAUCCCCUUAAAUGUCUGAUAGUUUCAUAUAUUUUACAGCUGAAUAAUACGCCCGUCAGUGCUUUUUGAUGGACAAACUAUGUAACGGUGAUUUCCAAUUGAUUUCAAACGCAUCUGAGGGAGUCUUGUCCUACUUUGUGAAAUGCACUUUGACCCCAUUGCGUAACCUGUUGCCCAUGAGUGAACCAAAUGGGGAUCCUAUCGUAUAAGUAUAAUCAUCAAAAUCAUCUGAGAUAGAUGUGUGCAAACAUGUUGGUAUUACCACAGGAUGGAACAUCUGGGUGAAGGUAAAGCUCACUGCUGCUGCCUUUCACCAACGUUAGCUUGUUACUCAGCGAGGUCACGGGGUCACGGGGUCACGGGGUGUGCAUGAGCACAUGAACAGUGACGGCUGUGACCCGACCGUCAGACUCUUAUCAAGAUGCUGCCCGGCGAUUACGAACCAGACAAUUACGACUUUCUGUGACACUUCUUGAACGCUUAUUUUCUUGUGGACUUGUGCAUGAAUAUGUUUAGCUUGAAGCAUCAAACACGCAUUGAUCUCGUUCUAAUUUAAAGUAUGUGUCGUUCUCUCAUGCACCUGUGAUCUAAGUGUACUUACCUUGUGUUUUAUAUCUGUCUCUUUUCUUGCACUUUUUUUUAAUCCUCUUGCUACCACUUAGGGUUCACUAUUUUUGUAGUUCUGAAGUUGGGCAUUAAAAGAAGAGAGUUGUGGCUCGACAGAAAGGUGGUGAAAGCAGGAUGGUUCACAGCAGCUCUGUCUUUCUAGAGAGAAAUGGACCGAUAACGUGAUGAAGUGCUUCAUCGGCGUUGUCACACAACAGGCCUGCUAAUUACAGCGGAGCAUUGUCGGCAUUGUUCUACAUUUUUGCUGAAAAGAAAAUGUCCCUGAAAUGUGAAAGUCACGUGUACAGCUGCGUAUGUCGAAGGUGAGGGGGUCCCAGUGCACUGACCCUGAAGCCCUGUUUGACUAUUUGCACUUUGUUACCUUCGAUCUACCUUUUCACCUGCACUGAUAUGGGCAGUUACUGUGUCGGUGUCAUAGACGGCACAGAAGAAGUGGGCGUCGUCACCGUGAUGUCACUCAUUGGCUUGUGGACUGUUUGUCAUUUUGGCCGUCGCCAUCUUUGUGUUUUGGGGCCAGUAGCGACCUGUCAAUCACAAAGUAGCCCCGCCCUAAAGUAUAACCUGCUUUAUCGCCUGUUAAAUGGUAUGAAACCAUGCUGUAUUGAAAAAGCAAUUGAGACCAUAAACUCAUGUUUACAAUGUUUACUGAGGCAAUAAAUCAAGUGAGAAGUAAAAUAAUGUUCUCAUACUAACAAACUUAAUUUUACAUCACAUUUGAAAGAAUACAAGUUUGAGACUCGGAGGCUACGCCCACUUCUUUUAUGCGGUCUCAUUGGUGUCAUUUAUGAUAUAUUUAUGUUUUACAAAACUAAACUAAAGCCUCGUAGUUCGACUGUGAUGAGUCUUUGUGUCGUUGUCAGGAAUGACCUAAUAUCGAGAGCAUGUGUGCUCCUCUUCCCCUUAAACAGUACAGUUUAAUUACACGGCUUUCCUCUGUAAUGUUUUCUAUUUGAGUGACUUGUUUGUGAUAUUCAUAGAUAACAUCUUAAAAUAAAGUGGACUACCUG
Cyclopterus lumpus (lumpfish) is the source of this 3965-nucleotide messenger RNA. RefSeq lists its product as uncharacterized. The record is from RefSeq and is a predicted model, not a curated record. Lineage: Eukaryota; Metazoa; Chordata; Actinopteri; Perciformes; Cyclopteridae. The coding region runs from base 434 to 1963 and encodes 509 amino acids. The transcript has 8 exons.